Molecule: messenger RNA, 1277 nt
Organism: Dendroctonus ponderosae (mountain pine beetle)
Lineage: Eukaryota; Metazoa; Arthropoda; Insecta; Coleoptera; Curculionidae
Product: pupal cuticle protein 36
Exons: 2
Coding region: 205-1059 (284 amino acids)
Source: RefSeq, a predicted model, not a curated record
AAUGAUGGACAAUCAAAAAAAACCAUUCACUUAAUACAAAUCGCCCAAAAAAACCGUCUUGCAUGCAACAAUUUGGUACGUAGGUACCCAUCAUCGCGCCAUUCUAAAGCGACGAGAGGGGGUCGCGUGAAUUUAAACUAUAAAAAGUUCAGAUAUAGUUUAAAUCGGGGUCUCACACUGACCGAUUUACAUCAUUUGGAUAGAAUGAAGUCAUAUCUGCUCGCACUUUUCGUCGCUGUUGUCUCAGCUCGUCCUGAGCCUCCAGUUGGCUACAGCUAUCCAUCGCCUGGCGGCAUUGGACAAGGAAUUGGACAAGGAAUUGGACAAGGAAUUGGACAAGGAAUUGGACAAGGCAUUGGGAUCGGGGGCGGAUCCUUCGGCUCUUCAGGUCAUGGAGUUGGAGGCGGAUUCGGAGGAAUCUCCAGUGGUUUCGACAGCUCCUCCAGCUUCUCCUCCGGAGGAGGUGGUGGAGGAGGUUUCGUGAGCGACGGCUACGCUUCCGCUGGCCCCACCGUGCAAAAGCACGUCUACGUCCACGUGGCCCCAGAGGAGCCGGAAGUGCAGCGUCCUCAAAGAGUCUACCCAGUGGCGGCGCCUCAGAAGCACUACAAGAUCAUCUUCAUCAAGGCCCCCAGCCCGCCCAACCCAACCGCCCCCAUCAUCCCAGCUCAGCCUCAGAACGAGGAGAAGACCCUGGUCUACGUCCUGGUUAAGAAGCCGGAAGAACAACCGGAGAUUGUCAUCCCGACCCCAGCCCCAACUCAGCCCAGCAAGCCCGAAGUCUACUUCAUCCGCUACAAGACCCAGAAGGAGGCUGCUGCCGCUGGUUUUGCUGGAGGAGCGGGAAUUUCUGGCAUUUCUGGAGCUGGAGGAGCAGGAAUUUCUGGAUCCGGAGUCGAUCUUUCCAACGCCGAUCUGUCUGGACAUGGAGGAAGCAUAUCUGGCGCUGACCUGGGCAACGGAGGCUCAAUAUCCGGAAGCUUCGCCUCUGCAGGAGUAGGAGCGGGAGCAGGAGCUGGUGGCGCCGCCCAGUACGGCCCACCCGGCUACCACAAAUAGGCUCCAACCGAUUUUCCAUUUUAAGAAGUAAUUUAUUUUGAUUGUUGGCUGACAUGUUGAGUGAGAUGCAUCUGAUCCUACCUCCAAAGCGAUGUACGGUGAGGUCCUUUCUGUAUAUAGUUCUAGAUGUACGCGAAUUUUGGCUUUAAUAUGCUCAUUAGCUUUAAGAAACGGUGACAAAUAAUUGCGUAGCAUUAAAGUUAUAUUUUUAUACUCUA